Molecule: messenger RNA, 5154 nt
Organism: Sus scrofa (pig)
Lineage: Eukaryota; Metazoa; Chordata; Mammalia; Artiodactyla; Suidae
Source: RefSeq, a predicted model, not a curated record
ACCUACAACCUAUACAGCUCAUGGCAACACUGAAUCCUUAACCAGUGAGGCCAGGGAUCGAACCCACAUCCUCAUGGAUACUAGCCAUAACAGGAACUCCUGGAAAGAUUCUUAAAAUUGGCUUUUGAAAUGAGCUUUUCCCCAUGUGGGCCCUUAAGGACAGUGAAGCCUACAAGGCUGGGUGAGCAGGACUUGCUCAAGUGUUUAGUCUGGUGGAUGCUGUUGCACCAGCAGAGACCUGCCCUUGGCCGGGCUUCAGGGCUUGGGUGACCAAAACCAGGCCCAGCCCAGCUGCAUGGGUCUCAUUAGCACAGACCAGGGCUCUGGGCCAAAGAGGGAAGUGGGAGUGACCUGCAGUGAGAUGGGCAAAAUGCAGGCUGGCGGUCAGAGAUGGGCAUGAAUCCCACUCUGCCAGGUGCCAGCUCGGGGGCAACCCCCCGAGCUCUUUGGGUUGGCCCCUCUCUAUAUGAAAUGAGAAGGCUGAACACAAUUUCUCAAUGGUACCAUCGGGCACCUACUCCCAGGGUGCCGAUCCAGCCCUGCUCCGUGGUAGUCCAUUCUGCUGUCCUCAAACCCUGACACGGAGGGUUUUAGAAUGCUGCCAGGGGGCAUGGAACAAAGGGGGCACACUGCAGGCUCUGCUGGCAUGGGAUAUACUGUCCUCAUGUCGGAAACAGAAGGACGGCUCUUGCCGUGCAGGGUAUCAAUGGCUGCAGCAAACACCUGCACGGGCCCUGAGCAGACUGAGCUGGCCACCCCCAGUCUGGGUCCCAGACCCUUUGAGGACUCUCUCUGGCCUGAGGCCAUGAACACUAGGACGCUCAGCCUGGAGCCCAGCGUGCAGUAGGCAUACAGGAAGUACUUGCAGAGCAGAAAAAAAAAAAAAACCUCAGGCCUGCAAAUGGAAGGAUUCCCGUGGUUGGGAUUUUUUUUUUUAGCAGCUGACCAUGACCAUGGAAGUAAGCUGGACCCAAGGCCACCUCCCCACUCCUCCUCCUCCCACUGCGGUGCUGCCAGGUGAAUAGUAUGCAUUGCAAGGGCCGUAGGCCACUGGCCACUGUCUGAUCCACGUAGCUGCUUCCUGAUACUCCCAGGCUGGGCAGAGAGGCUCAGUUGGUUCCCAGGACUAAGCCAGCCAGGCGGCGAGGCAAGUGCUGGCUGGGAAACAGCAAGCCCGCCCCAUCCCUGACCUGGUUCUGAUGGGCUCUAGAGCUCCCCCAGCCCCCAGGCAGGCUCAAGUAUUGAUUCCGGGGCCCUGCCCUCUGGGCACACUGAUUUGCUAAAGCAGAUGCCCUGCCUCACUGUCUCAGUCCGCUUGGCCGCUGUCACAAAGUACCGUAGCCUGGGCAGCUUGAACAACACAUAUUUCUCUCUCACAGUGCCAGAGGCUGGAAGGCCAAGAUCGAGAUGCCGGCCCAUUCAGUUCCUGCCGAUAUCAUCUCUACCGUUGAGUUCAACCACACUGGGGAGCUGCUGGCCACAGGCGACAAGGGUGGCCGGGUCGUCAUCUUCCAGCGGGAGCCAGAGAGUAAAAACACGCCGCACAGCCAGGGCGAGUAUGACGUCUACAGCACGUUCCAGAGCCACGAGCCGGAGUUCGACUAUCUCAAGAGCCUGGAGAUAGAGGAGAAAAUCAACAAGAUCAAGUGGCUCCCGCAGCAGAAUGCCGCCCACUCCCUGCUGUCCACCAACGAUAAAACUAUCAAACUAUGGAAGAUUACCGAACGUGAUAAGAGGCCUGAGGGUUAUAACCUGAAAGAUGAGGAGGGGAAGCUUAAGGACCUGUCCACGGUGACGUCACUGCAGGUGCCUGUGCUGAAGCCCAUGGACCUGAUGGUGGAGGUGAGCCCUCGGAGAGUCUUCGCCAAUGGCCACACCUACCACAUCAACUCCAUCUCUGUCAACAGCGACUGCGAGACAUACAUGUCGGCCGACGACCUGCGCAUUAACCUCUGGCACCUGGCCAUCACCGACCGCAGCUUCAACAUCGUGGACAUCAAGCCGGCCAACAUGGAAGACCUCACGGAGGUGAUCACGGCGUCCGAGUUCCACCCGCACCACUGCAACCUCUUCGUCUACAGCAGCAGCAAGGGCUCCCUGCGCCUCUGCGACAUGCGUGCGGCCGCCCUGUGCGACAAGCACUCCAAGUUAUUUGAAGAGCCCGAGGACCCCAGUAACCGCUCCUUCUUCUCCGAGAUCAUCUCCUCCGUGUCGGACGUGAAGUUCAGCCACAGCGGCCGGUACAUGCUCACCCGAGACUACCUCACGGUCAAGGUCUGGGACCUGAACAUGGAGGCGCGGCCCAUAGAGACCUACCAGGUCCACGAUUACCUUCGGAGCAAGCUCUGUUCCCUGUAUGAGAACGACUGCAUUUUCGACAAGUUCGAAUGUGCCUGGAAUGGGAGUGACAGCGUCAUCAUGACCGGGGCCUACAACAACUUCUUCCGCAUGUUUGACCGCAACACCAAGCGGGACGUGACCCUGGAGGCGUCCCGGGAGAGCAGCAAACCCCGGGCGGUGCUCAAGCCGCGGCGCGUGUGCGUGGGCGGCAAGCGGCGCCGGGACGACAUCAGCGUGGACAGCCUGGACUUCACCAAGAAGAUCCUGCACACGGCCUGGCACCCGGCCGAGAACAUCAUCGCCAUCGCGGCCACCAACAACCUGUACAUCUUCCAGGACAAGGUGAACUCCGACAUGCACUAGGCGCCCCGCGCGGCGGUCCCCGCCCGACGGUCCAACGGCCACUCGCGGAGCGGCCACCAGGGGGCGCUGGGCCGUCCCUGCAGCAUCCCCAGGCCCGACCGCUUUGGCGGGGGCGCUGAUCUCUUCGAAAACAGGAAAAAGAAUGUUCGCGGCUCGGAGUCAUCGUGACCGACGUGACGGUCGGCCUUGAAGUUCAGUUCUUUCAUCCUGUACUUUAACCGCGUGCAGUCUCCCCCACCUUAUUCGGAUUGUGGCGUCUGCGCGUUCCUUUUUCCCUCCAGCGGUUGCUUUCUGGGGAUGCAGGAGCCGCCGGAGCCGUUUCUCGCGCGCGCCUCGCUGGCCCCAGAUCAGGGCUCCGGGGACAGGUAAUGAAGCUCAAACAAGCCAGCCAGGGAUUCUUUUGAUGAAAAAUGGAGCCAUUGCCACUGUCUCAGAGCUGAGGUUCGUGCCGUUUUGCUUUUUGGAUCGUGGAUUCAUGCUAAGAAUUCGCAAGCUCCUCUUUUAGGUUAUUUUAAUGUCUUUCAAUAUCCCAGGUCCCUUACAGUUUCCUGAGAGGAAGGGGGUGGCAUCGAACCAUGUGUGUGCCUGUUAUCUUCACCAUCUGACCACUCUUCUGCCGCGUGCCAGGCGUGCUGCCCUCCCUCCGGCUGCUCUGCCGGCUCUCCUGUCAUCCUGCAGCCCUCAUCAUGGGCACCUCGGGGGAAUGUGCACUGCUCCCUUCGUGAUCUUUCUGAAUCUUCAUCAUGACCUUAAGAAGUGGGUGCCAUUCAUUUCCUCCAUAAGCGCCAACUGCUCACCAGGCGCCAGGCUCUGUGCCAGGUGCUAGGGAUUAAAGGUGGAUGACUCGUCUUCCCACUGUACACGUAGGGAAACUGAGGCCCAAGGUGUGCACCAGCCGAGGUGGGGGAGUCAGGAAUCUCAUUCAGCCCCCUCCCCCCACAAGGCGCUUCCCAACACACCGCGUUGGUGGCUCAUGUUAAAGCAGCAUGCUGGCCUGGAAGGUUCUAGAACCAUCUCUUCAUCUUACAGCAGGUGAGCCAUGACGCGGGUCCGGGGAGAACGGAGAUGCAGAAUGGAGAAGACCCCGGUUGCUCCUCGCCUGUUGGCUAAGGAACUCCACCCCACGACUGUCCCCCAGCGCCUUUCCCACGAGCACUGAACUGCCUCCAAAAGAAAUUUGCAUGUUACGAGCAUUUUAGGAUACAUUUUCUUUAAGGACCCACGGUCUCCAAGGACACUUCCCCGAGGGCCACAGAGAACGCGGUCUUUCCAGGACAGUUCCUCUGGCUCUGUCGGGACCAGAUCCGCCCAUGUGCCAGCCACGCCCACAUGUCUUUGCCCUUGGAAGGCAGCAGAACCCAUGGGGCUUGCAUUUUGAUUCAGAAAGCAGAGUGCAGAGGCCCAACCGAAUCCAACAUUUUUUUUUUUUCACAAGAUGUGACCUAACCCAGGAAAUAGACCCAACCCGAGAUUUUUCUCAACGGAUAACAGUGUCCUUUUUUGUGUGUGAAAGCACAAAACACAUGUGCACUCACUUCCGGCCAUACCAUAAUUACGCAAGGAAAUGGGUCCAUUGUUGUUUUUUUUUAAAAUCAACAUGAAUGAAGAAUGUUUGUUUAUAUAUCACUGUAAAAUCCAGGUGACCUGGACAGUAUUAUAUGUACAUAUCUAUUCUAAUUGCAAUUAAUCACAGGAUCAGAAUCCUUUUUCUCCCCUUUGUAAAGAGUUUCAAGGAUGUGGUACAUUGUAUAGAAAUCUUCUCGAAGCCAAAAUCCAGCUCUGAGGGCCUUACACAAUUACUCGGAUAUUUGGCGAGACCCGCUUCCCUUUGUGGUUCACAUGCAGUGGGGAAAUUUGCAUUUGCUCUUCGAGGUUGCUGUCCGAUCAGAGAUUUAAAGAGCGCACUAUCUCUACAAAGUGCGAAUCUUACACUGUCUUCAAAAGGAGGUCUUACCCCAGGUCCUGAUUCCUUACUCUGUUUUAAACUUUGGAUACCAAACCAAAAAAGAAAAAAAAAAGGAUCUUAGAAGAAGCAAGGAAACACGUCUUUGAAUCCCUGGAAAAGAAGACUGUCCAGAGCAAAUUGUGAAUAAAAUACGCGUUGAAAAAAAAGGCGUUGAGGGGGGAGGGGCUAGCCAAGGCAGAAGGGCCAGUAAAAUCGUCACAAACUUUGCUUCCUUACUGUUUCAAUUUUCUGCUCUUUUUGAAUGGACGGGCAUCCACCUCGUCAGUGGGUUGUUUUUGUUUUUAUUUCCAUACGCGCUGAGGUUCGGGCGCUUGGUGGCUUUGGAGACCUUGUGGAAUAGACUGGCCUGACCGGCUUGGACUCUGUAAUUCAUAGGUGCGUUCUUGUUUUCUUUGGUGUCUCACAAACUAUCCAACUGUUGAAUAAGAUUAUAAAUAUGUUAAUACCAGCUUUUUCCAAUAAAAUAACAAACGUUACAUCGGAAA